AUGUUGGAGUGAAUAUAUAUGCUACAUGUUGGUAUGAUCCGGGUCAAACGUCAUUACGUAAUGAAUAACAUGGCGGCCGCGGUGUUGUGGAGGAGAGCAGAACUCUUCAGAUCAGUGAGGACUUCUGUUAGCACGUCAUCAUGGUUUCACAGCUCGGCGGUUCUUCCUCAGCAGUCCUCUUCUCCUCCUCCUCAGUCGGCGUUCUUCCCGCCGUUGGACGGUGUCAUGCUGCCGACAGGAAGUUUCAACAACAGAGUGGCGUUCAUCACAGGAGGGGGGACGGGACUGGGCCGAGCCAUGACCACCGCCUUGUCGCAGCUGGGAGCUCAGUGCGUCAUCGCCAGCAGGAAGUUGGACGUCCUGCAGAAAACCGCCGAGGAGAUCAGCAGCCAGACUGGAAACAAGGUCCAUGUGGUUCAGUGUGAUGUCAGAGAUCCUGCAGCCGUCUCUCAUUGUGUCGACCAGAUAGAAACUAUGACGGGACUUCCUGAUGUCAUCAUCAACAAUGCGGCGGGAAACUUUGUCUGUCCGUCAGAACGUUUGUCGCCAAACGGCUGGAAGAGCAUCACGGACAUCGUCCUGAACGGGACGGCCUUCAUUACUCUGGAGCUGGGCAAGAGACUGAUCAAGAGUCAGAAAGGUGCGUCCUUCCUGGCCAUCACCACCACCUACGCUGAGUCCGGUUCUGGUUUCGUGGUCCCAAGUGCGUCGGCGAAGGCCGGAGUCGAGGCGCUCUACAAGUCUCUGGCUGCAGAGUGGGGUCGUUAUGGUCACAGGUUCAACAUCAUCCAGCCUGGGCCAAUCAGAACCAAGGGAGCGUUCAGCCGCCUGGACCCGACCGGAAGCUUUGAGAAGGCGAUGAUCGGUCGGAUCCCGACCGGUCGACUCGGAACGCCAGAAGAGAUUGCAAACCUGGCAGCGUACAUGAGCAGCGACUACGCUACCUGGAUGUCUGGAGCUGUGAUUCGGUUCGAUGGAGGAGAAUAUGUGUCGAUGGCCGGAGAGUUUAAUGAGCUGCGCAGGGUGACUCCAGAGCAGUGGAAGAUGAUGGAGUCGAUGAUCAAAAGCACUAAAGGGUCCUAAAAACACUCCAACACUCCUCAUUGGACCACAACGACCAAUCAGAUCACAGUGUUCAGGUGGACCCGCCCAGCUGUUGAUAUCAUUAUGAUGACAGAAUCUGACGGACGUUUGAUCUGUGAUUAUUCACACACAGAUUCACUAACAGGAAACCCUGUUAGCAUGUUUGCAUGUGACAAAAUACAUGUUUCUGACAGUUUGAUAAUAAAACACUGAAGUUUAACCCAUAAGCCUUUUAUGCUGUUUAAAGAUAUUGUAUAAGACGUUUGGUAGAGUAGAGUAGAAUACAGUAGAGUAGAUGGACUGGAGAUAAUCGGAUGUCAGUUUGCAGUUUUUACAUGUUUACAUGUUGUCAAAAUUUAACUUUAAGCUGGUUUAUUAAAGAUUUCAACGUG
This is a messenger RNA of Sebastes umbrosus (honeycomb rockfish), 1475 nucleotides long. RefSeq names its product 2,4-dienoyl CoA reductase 1, mitochondrial (gene decr1). Lineage: Eukaryota; Metazoa; Chordata; Actinopteri; Perciformes; Sebastidae. Gene Ontology annotation, cellular component: mitochondrion. The transcript has 10 exons. The record is from RefSeq and is a predicted model, not a curated record. Gene Ontology annotation, molecular function: 2,4-dienoyl-CoA reductase (NADPH) activity. Gene Ontology annotation, biological process: fatty acid beta-oxidation. Bases 19 to 1083 code for a protein of 354 amino acids.